AUGGAGAGCUUAUAUGCGACGGACUGUGCUUAUCCAGAAACUUCCUCAAAUUAUGCGUACGCAUCCUCGCCACUCUUUUCUCCCCCACUAGACUCUUCCUUGACCUCUAGUCCGAGUGAGGACGCGUCCUUGGCUACUCAAGGCGACAGCUCGAUGGCGGAGUUUCCACUUGCGAGUUCGGACAAAGAUUGGGACAGUCUGAGCGACAUCUUCAUCACCGACGCGCUGAAUUCCUUACCGCCGUCUUCGAUUAUCGACCUGAACCAAGACCUGGACUUCGGGACGCAGGAGGAUACACCAAACGAUCCACGAUGCUGUCAGAGCGAAACUACGCCUUCGUCUCCGUUUUCUGGAGCGCUCUCAGCUGAAUCCACGUACCCGAACAACUCUUCGUGGAUUGAAGAAAUAGCUGUACCAGCCAAUGAUGAAGACCUCCUCCAACCGGUGGAGCCUCCACCAGCAGUCAAGCACGUGACUCGAGCACGAGGACGAGGCAGGAAAGUCGUGUCCACUGCCGCGCCAAAGAAGCCCACGGCAGGUCUCGACGAGCAUAAAAAGCAGCGACGCCGGUCGCAGAUCGCAUUGGGCGUGCAACGCCAUCGGGAGAAGAAGAGGAGUCAGGUCGUGUCGUUGCAGACCGAGAUGAGUCGCCUGACGAGCCAAUUGGCAACACUGCGAGCCGAGCGACGGGCUCACCUCGCGAACAACGACGAGCUCAUGGGGUACGAGGAAGAAGCCAUGACGCAACGGCGCAAGCGGAAACAGGCCGAGCAGCACAAUCAGCUGCUGAAAGAAGCGCUGUUCCAGCAGACGACGUUUCUCGGGGGCAUGCGGGCCAUGAUGGGCGGCAGCAACUUGCUGCUUUCCAAGACGCUCGAGUUUCACGACUGGGUGCACUCGUACACGGCCUUGUCGGCCACCGAUGCCCUCGUGCGUCGGAAAGAGUACGUCGCGCAUUUUCCACGGAGCAAGAUGGAGUUGGCGCGGAACAUUGUGAUCCAGAACACCGAAGAAGAUACGUUGCGCUUGUUGGCCACGGGCGGCACAACGACGGCGAACAUUCGGAUCGUGCACGACGGCACGCGGCACGCGCACGAGAUGCACGCCGAGUCAGCUGCGGCCAUGACACGGGACCUCUUCGGCCGCCGCAGUAGCCGGCAGGAUCCGUAUACCUCGUUCGUCGACGAUGCCGGUGACGGCCGCGUGAUCAAGGAGUUCUCGUCCGUGUUUUUCUUCCCCGAGACCGAGCACUGCACGCCCCGGUCGCUCAUGAACAUCCUGGCCAGAAGCUUGAAGACCAUUGGCGUGUACUACACGGGCGUGUCGUACGAAGCGCGAGCGUCGGAAGAAGUGCACCUCGAGGAGGACAAUGGCUUGACGCACUCGGACGUGUACUACUCGGACCUGGUGGCGUCCAUGGAGCCCGUGAUUGAAGAAGUCGACGAAGCCGAUACGGCUGGGAACAUUGACGUUGAAGCGCGGGUUUUGACGCGCGUGCAAUGUGGACAAGACGAAGGGAUCCUCUUGUGGGACUACGCGGACGAAGACACGUUGCACCCGAUUCCAGUCGACUCGCCCGACCGCAAAGCCAUUCGCCGCAACGUGUGCGGUGCAAUGACCCGUAUUGUCCGCUGGCGCAGCCCAAGAAGAACGUGGUCGGGAGGGUCCGAGGCGUCGGACGCCGAAGAGAUUCGACGGGCCAUCACGCGACGCAUUGGCCUGCAAGCGACCGAGUCCGAACGCUUGCGGGACCGGUGCUUGGGCUACAUCUACAACGACAUUGUCCGUCGCUUGGAGAUGCUGCAAGUGUCGUGA
Hyaloperonospora brassicae is the source of this 1815-nucleotide messenger RNA. The record is from the annotation of a GenBank genome assembly. Lineage: Eukaryota; Oomycota; Peronosporomycetes; Peronosporales; Peronosporaceae.